Cynoglossus semilaevis (tongue sole) is the source of this 4848-nucleotide messenger RNA. RefSeq names its product carbonic anhydrase XVI b (gene ca16b). Lineage: Eukaryota; Metazoa; Chordata; Actinopteri; Pleuronectiformes; Cynoglossidae. Gene Ontology annotation, biological process: protein dephosphorylation. The record is from RefSeq and is a predicted model, not a curated record. Gene Ontology annotation, molecular function: protein tyrosine phosphatase activity; protein binding. The transcript is spliced from 28 exons. The coding region runs from base 695 to 4576 and encodes 1293 amino acids.
CGCCCGUUGAACGUGUUCUUUUUGUAGAAGCACUUACACUAUGUGUCGGACGGGGGAUUUCAAACGCACGCAGGACGUGGAUUGGACAGGACGUUGUUUUGUCGGACGCUCGGCUGCUGAAGGCGGUUUAUCUUUGGUUGAAAACGUGCGUUUGUUUGGAGUUUUUCUGUCUCUUUUCUCUCUGUAAACAUGAGCAAACUCUUCCUCCACCAACAGCCAGCGUAGUUACAGUAACCGUGGCCCUGCGGGAAUAUCUGGAUUUCUUGAGUAUUGCACCUGGAAAAUGAAGCUGAAACUGCCCGUGGCUGUGUGAUGAAUUUUUAUUGUGUUCAGUGAUUUUCAAGGUGCGAAGUGGGUUUAAAGAGCAGUACAUCUGAAUGGAUAUGAAAGGGUCAGCGUCCAGUUUCUCCUCAAAUCCAUUAUGGCCAUAAAAACCUUAAUAACAUUGUGUCCAUAACGCUGCGAGAAUGUAUUUAAUUUUAAAUCCUCGCCUUUGGAUUUUUAUAGGUUUUCUUUCUGUGCUCUGUUUUCCACAGGAAGCCACGGACCUCGAGACUGGGCCGCCUCGUAUCCAGAAUGUGCUGCAAAGAAUCAAUCACCCAUCGGCAUCGCAGACGAACAGGCUCUGGUUUCAGAGGAGUACCAGGAACUGUUGCUGGACAAAUUCAACAGCCAGUCGUCCAACCUGACCACCAUGAAGAACACCGGGAAGACAGUGGCUGUUCUCCUGAAGGACGACUACUUCGUCAGAGGGGCCGGGCUGCCGGGGCGCUUUAAGGCUGAAAAGAUGGAAUUUCACUGGGGCCAGAAUAAUGGAUCAGCGGGCUCCGAGCACAGCAUCGGUGGCAGGAGGUUCCCCGUGGAGAUGCAGAUCUACCUGUACAAUUCCGAUGACUUUGACAGCCUCACUGCUGCCAUCAAGGAGCAACGCAUCAUUGCUGCCAUGGCUGUUUUCUUCGAGGUGGGACCAAAAGACAAUCCAGCUUUAGAUCCUAUCAUCCAGGGCCUAAAAGGAGUCGUGCAUCACGAAAAAGAGACCAACCUGCGGUCUUUCAUCCUGAGGGAUCUGCUGCCUUCAUCAUUGGACAGUUAUUACCGAUACACCGGCUCCCUGACCACACCUCCCUGCAGCAAGGUAGUGGAGUGGAUCGUCUUCUCCCGCCCGGUGUAUCUGUCUCACACACAGCUGGAGGCGUUUUAUUCCAUCUUUACAACGGAGCAACAGGAUCAUGUCAAGUCUGUCGAGUACCUGAGGAACAACUUUCGGCCUCUGCAGGAUCAGGACAACAGAAAGGUCUUUAAGUCGGCUGUGAAGGAUGCGUGGCAGAAUGAUUUGUCUGAGAUCCUGAGAGCCCCUCACAGCACCGAGGCCUCCAGAGUGUGCAGCAGUGCCCCAGUGAGCAUGAAGAUUCAGCCGCUGAACCGGACAGCCCUAAUGGUGAGCUGGGAACGCCCUCUGACCGUCUACCACCCGCCUAUCACCAGCUACACCGUCUCCUACAGCUGGGCCAAACGUGACGAGGCAGAUGAAAACACCUUCACCAAGACUGGAGACCAGAGCAUGAAAGCAGUCAUCACCAACGUGUCCCCGGACGUUCUGUACCUGUUCAGAGUGCAGGCCGUGUGCCAGCACGACCUGCGCAGUGAUUUCAGCCAAACGCUGAUGAUCAGAGCAAAUACAACAAGAAUAUUUGAAGGGUCUCGUAUCGUGAAGACUGGAAUGGUCCCACAGCCCACCAUCUCUCCAGCGUCCUCCGCCGACAUGGCUCCAAUAAGUUCUGGUUCCUCCACGUGGACGUCGUCCGGUAUUCACUUCUCCAUCGUUUCCAUGGCAACGGGGAUGGGCCCUUCCUCCAGUGGCAGCCAGGCCACCGUGGCGUCAGUGGUGACCAGCUCCUUGCUGGCCGGCCUGGGCGUGGGUGGAGGAGUCAUCUCUUCUCUGCCCAGUUCCGUCUGGCCCACGCAGGCCCCACGAGCCACGCAGAGCCCCAACCGGCCGGCGACCACACCUGCACAGGCCAGCACCGAGCAGACGGCUUCUCAGAGCUCGGAGACGGACGCCGGGUCUGAGGACAAGCAGGCGGAACGUGAGGGGGAGGAGGACGAGGGUGAGACGGAAGGAGAAAAAGACGACGGCGGAGAUGAGAAGAAGAAGAAGACCAAGACGGCGCCUGACAACGAGGAGCAGAGGAGCAACAGCUCCGUGGCCGCAGAGCCUUCGGCGCCCACACCUGCGUCCACGGCCAAGGAGAAAGGAGAAGGGAAGCCGACGGUCAAAGGCAGCGCGGCUCCUACAAGUGCUGCUGAGGAGCAUUCGGUCGCGGCCGAGAGCAACGCCACCGAAGUGACUACGGUCUCCACCCAGGAGCCCCGUAACGACAGCGCCGAGAUGCAGAUUCCUCAGAGCUCCACGCAGCCUCCGAAAAUGAGCGUAGACGGGAAGAACGACUGGCCGUUCUCCGUCCACACAGACCCGACCACUUUGUCCGACGUCACCCGGACCCCUCCCCCCGUGGUGGGCAGGAUGGUGUGGAUAGUGCCCCUGGUGGUGGUGUCUGCUCUGACCCUGCUCUGCCUCAUACUGCUGCUGAUUGUGAUGGUGUACUGGAGGAGAUUCUUCCAGACGGCCCACUUCUACGUGGAGGAGAGUAACUCUCCGAGGGUGGUGGCCAAUGAGAACAUUCCAGUCAUCCCCAUACCAGAUGACAUGGAGGCCGUUCCAGUGAAGCAGUUUGUCAAACACGUGAUGGAGCUGUACAAGAACAACCUGCAAGGUUUUGCCGAGGAGUUUGAGGAGGUUCAGCGCUGCACUGCAGAUCUGAAGAUCACGGCAGAACAUUCCAAUCAUCCUGACAACAAGCACAAAAAUAGAUACAUCAACAUCGUGGCCUAUGACCACAGCCGGGUUAAACUACGCGCACUGGCAGGGAAGGACGCCAAGCAUUCAGAUUACAUCAACGCCAACUAUGUGGACGGCUACAACCGUCCCAGGGCGUACAUCGCCGCCCAGGGUCCGCUCAAGUCCACGUUUGAGGAUUUCUGGAGGAUGGUUUGGGAGCAGAGCACUGGAAUCAUUGUUAUGAUCACAAACCUGGUGGAGAAAGGAAGAAGGAAGUGCGACCAGUACUGGCCGACGGAGAACAGCGAGCAGUACGGGAACGUGGUGGUGACGCCGAAGAGCACCGAGGUGCACGCCUGCUACACCGUGAGGCGCUUCCACAUCAGGAACACUAAAGUUAAAAAGACCCAGAAGGGGAAUCCGAAGGGGAAGCUGAAUGAACGGAUCAUCAUCCAGUAUCACUACACCCAGUGGCCUGACAUGGGAGUCCCAGAGUACACCCUCCCCGUGCUCACCUUCAUCGGCCGCUCGUCGGCAGCGGCCCACACCGCAGACAUGGGCCCCGUCCUGGUGCACUGCAGUGCAGGGGUGGGGCGCACAGGAACAUACAUUGUCAUUGACAGCAUGCUGCAACAGAUCAAGGACAAAAGCACAGUCAGUGUCCUGGAUUUUCUCAAACACAUUCGCACACAACGGAACUACUGGGUGCAGACUGAGGAGCAGUACGUGUUCAUCCACAACGCUCUGAUGGAGGCCAUCCUGAGCAGAGAGACGGAGGUUCCAGGCUCUCAGCUGCACAGUUACGUCAACAACAUCCUCACACACAACUCAACGGGACACUCAAGACUGGAGAAACAGUUCAGGCUUCUGACUCAGUGCAACGCUCGCUUCGUGGAGUGUUUCAGUGCCCACAAAGACUGCAACAAGGAGAAGAACCGCAACUCCUCCGUGGUUCCCUCGGAGCGAGCGAGGGUCGGACUCACCACUCUGCCUGGAAUGAAGGGAACAGAUUACAUUAAUGCCUCCUACAUAAUGGGUUACUACAGGAGUAAUGAGUUUAUCAUUACCCAGCAUCCCCUGCCCCACACCACCACAGACUUCUGGAGGAUGAUUUGGGACCAUAACGCUCAAAUAAUCGUCAUGCUGCCUGACAACCAAGGCCUGGCUGAGGAUGAGUUUGUUUACUGGCCCAGUCGUGAGGAGGCCAUGAACUGCAUCUCCUUCACCGUCACCCUCAUCAGUAAAGACCGACUGUGCCUCUCCAACGAGGAGCAGAUCAUCAUUCAUGACUUCAUCCUAGAGGCCACACAGGAUGACUACGUUUUAGAAGUGAGACAUUUCCAGUGCCCCAAGUGGCCGAACCCGGACACUCCCCUCAGCAGCACCUUCGAGCUCAUUAACGUCAUCAAGGAGGAGGCCAUCACCCGAGACGGCCCCACCAUCGUCCACGAUGAGUACGGAGCGGUGUCGGCGGGGACGUUCUGCGCCCUCACCACGCUCUCUCAGCAGCUGGAGAACGAGGGCGUGGUGGACAUCUACCAGGUGGCCAAGAUGAUCAAUCUGAUGAGGCCGGGAGUCUUCACUGAUGCAGAACAGUACCAGUACCUUUACAAAGCCAUGCUGAGCCUGGUCAGUAACAGCGACUGCGGACUGAGCCCGAUGCACAUGGACACUAACGGAGCUGUCGUGAUCGCGGACGAGUCGGACCCUGCGGAGAGCAUGGAGUCGCUCGUCUGAGGACACUUUGACGCGGGCACUUAAUUUGUAAAAAAAACAAACAAACAAACAAACCCUGAGGACUUUUCUGAGGCCUUUUUUGCCAGACUAUUGAUUAAAUGAAUAACCUUAUUAUUUUUUAUACUGAUAAAGGUUUUUUGAUAUUUAUGUUUAUGUCCUUUAUUUCUUGUCUUAAACGUUAUCCUGCUGAGCGUUUGCACCUGUUCAAGUUUAGCGUGAGGAAAAAAGGAAAGAAAAAAAGAAAAAAAAAAAAAGCAGCAGCUCUCUCUCCA